Penaeus vannamei (Pacific white shrimp) is the source of this 547-nucleotide messenger RNA. Lineage: Eukaryota; Metazoa; Arthropoda; Malacostraca; Decapoda; Penaeidae. The record is from RefSeq and is a predicted model, not a curated record.
AUUAUUUCAUGCCUUUAUUAUUAUUAUUUUAUUUUGCAGAUACACUUGUAGUAGAUGACUCCCAGAUAACAGUAGUAAUGGAAAAGGUUUACAAAGAACAUAACUACAUCCUGUGUCCACAUACAGCGACUGCAGCAGCAUACCAUUACAUGAGCAAGGAAGAAAAUCCACGUGGCUAUAUUGCAACAGCUUCACCAGCCAAGUUUCCAGAGGCAGUAGAGAAAGCAGGAGCACAACCUGUCACAGAGGGUGUCAGCCACCUCAAGGACCUCCCAACAAAGUUUAUGUGGAUGAAGAAGGGAGAAGAUUGGUACUCCAUUCUUCGUAAUAGGAUAGAAGCUAUCUCUUCCAAGAAGGAGUAAAGAAGGAGAGGAAGAUGUAUGUUCAUGUUAAUCAUUUUUUGCAGGUCGUUCAGGGAUGGUGCAUGAAAUUAGUGAAGAGGAUAAAUGUGUGGUUUGUAGUAGAUUUUAAACUUUGAUUAAAUGUUUGGUAACAUGUCACCUUUAUUUUCUACUUAUUAUUUUUUAUUGAUAUAAUUGUCUUGUGA